AAAAUCUUUUUAAAAAGCCUGGACUGCAGUGAGACUAGGUUUUGGCUGUGGCUGAGCCCCUGGUGCUUAUGUCUAAGUCUCAGCUUCCCUUUGCUUGCCUGUGAACUGGGGUGAAGAAACAGCACCUGGCUCUUAGACUUCUUUUCAGGAUGCGAUGGUAUUGCGCAUACUGCCUGACGCAGAAUAAACGCCCCAUAGUUAGCUUUGAUUUCUCUUGAUCAGCCUGAAAGUGUUCCUUGGUGACUGUUGUUUUAUGGCCAUAGUAUAUUUAUAUAAUUCAGCUUUGGGGUUUAAUUAUCAUGUUAGGUUUUAACCAGAUUCCCAUUAUUGUGCCUAAGGUUUUAAAAUUCUCAUUUUCCAGAUAAAACAUAUACUUUUUAUGAAGGUAAUUUAUCUGAAACUCUUGUGCAGAUUUAUUUCAGUUAUUAAAUCUUUUGAAAAAAGAGUGAGUUCUUAUGAUAGGAGGCCUAGAAACUGGGACAGAGGAGUGUAGAAAUUACCGGAAUCGGGAGGGUGGCUAUUGAGGUGAGGAGGAGAGAGGCCAGGGUAAGGGGGGACCGUCAUCAUCUGGGAAGUCAGAAUGGCACGGAGAGAUGGAGACUUCAUUAUCCAACGUGAACUCUCUAGACCUGAGGGAGACGGCUUAAUUUUCAUAUCCCAGAUAUGGGGGUGGGGCACUGACAUGAGCUAACUUUUAUUGAAUUUUCUUGUAAAUUUCAGCCUCUGCCCUGUGAUAAGAGUAUCCUAACCCUAGCACCCAGGAUGGGCACCCCAGCCUCUGUGGUGAGCGAGCCGCUCCCCUGGCAGGCCCCGCCUGAGGCCCGGGGCCGCAAGCAGGCAUCAGCCAACAUCUUCCAGGACGCUGAGCUGCUGCAAAUCCAGGGCCUGUUUCAGCGCAGCGGGGACCAGCUGGCUGAGGAACGGGCACAGAUCAUCUGGGAAUGUGCUGGGGACCCCCGUAUGGCGGAGGCUUUGAGGAGGCUGCGCAGGAAGAGGCCCCCAAGGCAGAAACCCCUGGGCCACUCACUACACCACUGCAGCCGGCUCAGAAUCCCAGAGCCCCACAAUCCACUGGCCGACGCACAGAGCAGUGCUUCCAGCGAUCAGUAUCUGAACACUAGGAGGACAAGUGCCAGGAUCCGCCGGAACUGGAGGAAGCCAGGCCCCACAAGCUACCUCCAUCAGAUCAGACACUGAUCCAGGGAAGGGGCUGGGAGCAGCAGUGUCUUCCCCAGGAAUCAUAGGGACUUUUGCCAAAGGGCCCGGGAAGAUGAAGGAGGAAAAGAGACUUGAGGCAGACGGCCCCACACGCUGCUGCUGGCCUGCUCAAUUCAGAACAGGAUUGGAGGUGUCCACUGAGCUCUCCAUUGUGUGGGACCCUUUCCUCACCAGGAGAAACAGCGACCAUUUUCGCCUUGACCCUUCCCCAUCUAACACUAUACCUGGACUGCAUGACAUUCCCCCCGGGACUCAAGUGACGGGCACUCAAACUAAGUGUCUCACCACUCCUGCUACUAACCUUCCUGCUAUUAUGACCGAUGGUCCAGCAGACUGUCCUGCACCCCUGCCCCUGUCAGGUCACACGAGGAAACUGGUUUAAGUGGCAAAAUAAAAACAUUUGCAUCAAGA
Molecule: messenger RNA, 1629 nt
Organism: Phyllostomus discolor (pale spear-nosed bat)
Lineage: Eukaryota; Metazoa; Chordata; Mammalia; Chiroptera; Phyllostomidae
Gene: AVPI1
Product: arginine vasopressin induced 1
Exons: 3
Coding region: 763-1197 (144 amino acids)
Source: RefSeq, a predicted model, not a curated record